Hibiscus syriacus is the source of this 1034-nucleotide messenger RNA. RefSeq lists its product as uncharacterized. Lineage: Eukaryota; Viridiplantae; Streptophyta; Magnoliopsida; Malvales; Malvaceae. The transcript is spliced from 7 exons. The coding region runs from base 524 to 898 and encodes 124 amino acids. The record is from RefSeq and is a predicted model, not a curated record.
AUGAAAUGUCUUUCAGUGGGUCAAGAACUGUUGUAGUAAGGUCUCCUAGAGGAUCUCAAUCACCUGCAUUGUUUCGCAACCCAAGUGCUCUUCCAUUGAUUGUAUUAGAUUUCAAUGUGCUGUGUAGUCUAGCAGCGCAUAUGCUUCUAAUGAAGAUGCUUCUACCUUUGGAACUGUUGUUUUGUGUGGCCAACAUGAUGAAUCCGAUUCUCCUCGAACUCCAAGAUCCAGGCUAGGAAGUCAAGAGAGAACUUAAAGUGCAUCAGUUGAAGAUAGCGCAUCAAAUCUUGCAGAGGCAAAAGCUGCAAUUCAGACAGGGUUGAGGAAAGGAAAUGCGAGGGAUAGGUCUGGACUGGGCAAGAUAAAUACCGGGCAGGAAAAUAGAAGUCAUCCAAUUAACAAUAGUUCUGAUUCUUCCAGUUCCCUUGACUAUUUGGAUGUACAAAGAUUAUUUCCAAGGAUACGUCAAGCUAGUGAUGAUGAAGAAAAUGCCAAGAUAAUAUCAUCAUCUGUCCCACUAUCCAUGUUGCUUAUCCCAUCCCUAAAAGAGGUCCUUGCUGAUGAUUCAGAAGGGUCAGUUGUACGUGGAGUUGCUAAUUCUUUCAUAAACAUGGAGGGUGCAAAGCCCGGAUCUUGUGAAGCUCUCGUUCGCAGGUUGCUCGAGCGAUUGGCAAGCUCGAAGGAAUCUUCAAUGAGAGAUAUGCAGGAGCUAGCGGCUCGCUUGUUCAAAAAGGGCAAGCUGACCCCUGAAGAUGCGCAAAAUCCGAACUCCGAAGUCGACAGUAGAGGAAAACAGCAGCAUAAAGAACUUAAUUCAACUUCCAACUUGAGCCCUCUUGCGAGAUUUCUGCUUUCCAGGUGGCAAGGCCAAACAUCGCUUGAUCUUAACUCGAACUGAAGAGGAAAAAACAGAUGGAUUUUCUCUCUUGUUUUUGUGGUGUGUUUUACGGUUCUGCAUUUUCUUAUGAUUUUGAUGUACAUAACAUUCCAAGAAAUUGUGUAAUUUUCAUCCAUUAUGAUCAAAAUUUUGUGUU